GAUAUUCAAAUGCAGUGCUGUAAAUCCUUGUAUACGGAAUACGCAUACUUCAAGAAUGGCAACUAGUAGGUUCAAUAAGAUCCUAAUUGCAAACAGAGGAGAGAUUGCAUGUCGUGUUGUAAGAACUGCUAAAAGAUUAGGAAUAAGAAGUGUAGCAGUGUAUAGCGAAGUGGACAGAUAUUCUAUGCACGUAGAACAAGCUGAUGAAGCAUAUUGUAUCGGUCCUGCCCCUUCUAGCCAGAGUUAUUUAAGGCAGGAUAAAAUUAUAUCCGUAGCAAAGAAGUCAAAGUGUCAGGCCAUACAUCCUGGUUACGGGUUUCUCUCAGAAAAUGCAGAAUUCGCAAAGCUGUGCCACAAGGAAAAUAUUAUAUUUAUUGGGCCUCCAGCGAGUGCGAUAAAAAAUAUGGGAAUUAAAAGCACUUCGAAGAACAUGAUGAUGGAAGCUGGAGUUCCUAUUAUAGCAGGAUAUCAUGGGGACGAUCAGUCUAACAAGACAUUGCUGUUCGAAGCGAAAAAGAUAGGCUUUCCGUUAAUGAUAAAAGCUGUGCGCGGUGGAGGAGGAAAAGGAAUGAGAAUAGUAUUAGAAGAAUCGGGGUUCAUCGAAGCUUUGGAAGGUGCAAGAACCGAGUCCGAAAAGGCGUUCGGUGACUCGACCGUUUUACUCGAACAAUAUGUUAACGAUCCACGUCAUAUCGAAGUACAAGUGUUUGCAGACGAAUACGGAAAUAUCGUUCACAUGUUCGAAAGAGAUUGUUCCGUUCAAAGAAGACAUCAGAAGAUCAUCGAAGAAGCCCCCGCGCCCGGUAUUUCAACAAAUUUAAGGUCGGAUUUAGGCGCAACAGCAGUACGAGCGGCAAAAGCGGUAGGAUACGUUGGCGCUGGUACCGUCGAAUUUAUAAUGGAUCGUAAUCGAAACAGCUUUUAUUUCAUGGAAAUGAAUACGCGUCUUCAAGUAGAACAUCCUAUCACGGAGGCAAUCACGGGGUUGGAUUUGGUCGAGUGGCAGUUGCUAGUUGCGGCCGGAGAAGAACUUCCGUUAAAGCAGACGCAAAUUAGUUUUGAAGGGCAUUCCUUUGAAGCGAGAAUCUACGCUGAGAAUCCAAGGAAAGAUUUCUUACCAGGAGCUGGAAAACUUCGGUACGUGAGAAUUCCAGAAAUCACGGGUGAAACGGUCAGAGUAGAAACUGGAGUCCGUGAGAAGGACCAUGUAUCCGUACAUUAUGACCCGAUGAUCGCAAAAUUGAUCGUCUGGGGAAGAGAUAGAGAAGAAGCAUUAGCUAUACUUAGAUUGAAGUUAAACGAUUAUAACAUAGCAGGACUCGACACCAAUAUAGAAUUCAUCAAAGAUUUAUGCUCCCAUUCUAAUUUUCGGCAAGGCCAAGUACAUACGGGAUUCAUAGAGGAACAUCAUCGAGAAUUAUUUCCGAAAUUACACGUGCCAAACGAAAUCGCGGCGCAGGCUGCCUUAGCUACGAUACUUUACGAGGACACGCAUUCUUUACGAUCUUCUCUCGCAACCAUCGAUCCUUUCAGCCCUUUUGCAACCGAAACCGGCUUGAGAUUCAACCAUCCUUUAACGCGAACCUUCGCUUUCAACGUUUCUAACGUUGACGAUAUCAAAGUUGAAGUAAGGUACAUCGAACCUGAGAUCUAUUCUAUGAGAAUCAACGAAAUUGGCCCUUGGAGAAGAGUAACAGGCACACUAAAAAAGAUACAGAACUCGUUGGAAUUGUCUACCGAAGUCGACGAAAUGAUCGUCAAAGCAAGAAUAACCAGAAUCGGUGACAAAUUACACUUAUUCACCAAAGAUCGCGAAUGGCAGUUCAAUACACCCCCUACAAAAUUUGCCCACGAUCUUACGAAUAGUCAGGUGGAGAAGGAUCCGUGCAAAGCUUUAAGUCCUAUACCAGGUCUUGUAGACAAGUUAUUCGUCUCGAAAGGGGACGUUGUGAAAAUUGGUGACGCUUUGUUCGUGAUUAAUGCUAUGAAGAUGGAACACAUCGUUAGAGCAUCCACAAAUGGUAUAGUCGAAAGCGUAUUGUGUUCGAUAGGUGACAAUGUGCCAAAGAAUAAGAUUCUCAUUAAGCUGGCUGAAUCUAUGUCUGACAACACUAAGAGUGCAAAUUGA
Habropoda laboriosa is the source of this 2128-nucleotide messenger RNA. It is a transcript of the gene Mccc1, whose product is annotated as methylcrotonoyl-CoA carboxylase subunit alpha, mitochondrial. The coding region runs from base 56 to 2128 and encodes 690 amino acids. Gene Ontology annotation, cellular component: mitochondrion. The record is from RefSeq and is a predicted model, not a curated record. Gene Ontology annotation, molecular function: metal ion binding; methylcrotonoyl-CoA carboxylase activity; ATP binding. NCBI's taxonomy places the organism in Eukaryota, Metazoa, Arthropoda, Insecta, Hymenoptera, Apidae. The transcript has 8 exons.